Messenger RNA from Knipowitschia caucasica, 405 nucleotides. Lineage: Eukaryota; Metazoa; Chordata; Actinopteri; Gobiiformes; Gobiidae. The record is from the annotation of a GenBank genome assembly.
AUGACCCAGCAUGAUCACAUGACCCAGUGUGAUCACAUGACCCAGCGUGAUCACAUGACCCAGCAUGAUCACAUGACCCAGCGUGAUCACAUGACCCAGCAUGAUCACAUGACCCAGUGUGAUCACAUGACCCAGUGUGAUCACAUGACCCAGCAUGAUCACAUGACCCAGCGUGAUCACAUGACCCAGUGUGAUCACAUGACCCAGUGUGAUCACAUGACCCAGCGUGAUCACAUGACCCAGUGUGAUCACAUGACCCAGCGUGAUCACAUGACCCAGUGUGAUCACAUGACCCAGUGUGAUCACAUGAUCCAGUGUGAUCACAUGACCCAGCGUGAUCACAUGACCCAGCGUGAUCACAUGACCCAGCGUGAUCACAUGACCCAGGAGUGUGUGAUCACAUGA